Molecule: messenger RNA, 246 nt
Organism: Suillus subalutaceus
Lineage: Eukaryota; Fungi; Basidiomycota; Agaricomycetes; Boletales; Suillaceae
Exons: 2
Coding region: 1-246 (81 amino acids)
Source: RefSeq, a predicted model, not a curated record
AUGCCACCCUUCAACAUCAUGGACCGUCUUCCCAAUAAUACUCCCAUUCACCUCACACAUCCGCUCACACUCAGCUUCACCACUCUCGCACUGGUCCAGGAUACCAACAUAAUUCUACCUUCCUUAGGACCGUCUUCCUACUCCCAUUCACCUCACACAUCCGCUCGCACUCAGCUUCACCACUCUGCUGGAUACCAUUGGCAACAUAAUUCUAUCUUCCUUACCACUCGCACUCAGCUUCACUAA